AUGCCUGAAAACAGCUCUAGCAGAAGCAGCGACACCGGCAGUGACAGUACUGGCUGUGAUACAGACGAGGGAUGUAAAUAUUCUGGAGGACGUAAAGGUAGGAAAAGACCGUCCAGUGAAAACCUGAGACUAUUAAAAGAGAUGUCUGAUAAUUUAGAAUAUUCCACAAAGCCCCCUAAAAUCCCCACCCCUCCAACAUCUCUUCAAAUUGUUCAAUCACCACACCCAGUGACACAUCCGAUCGACAAUUUUGAUCUCAUUAAUAAUGCACUCCAGGUUCUAAAUUCUGAUGAAAUAGCCGUAGUUAACGCUCUGCUGGAGCUUUUGAAGAAUACCUCUUCUGAGGCCGGAACGUCUUCAGGCCCAGCACAACAACCUAAUGCCCUAGACACGAAUGUAAAAACCCCGCAAACUUUUACCUCGGGGGUAUCAGGGUCCUCAUGCUCCUCUGGGGCAAGUAGCUCUCUGCUUCAACACUUCUCUGUCAGCGACUCGUUAAUACAACCUUCUACAUUACGGUGCCGCAAGGUCCAUCUUCAGCACUCGUCUGCUGAUGACUUAACAGGGUCGGAUACUUCAAGUCCUCAGACAGGCUCCGGAGGGACUAAUCCGUCCGGGGUAAACUCGACUCUCAAAGCCGACUCUCCACAGCCCUCUACCUCGCAUCAGCACUCGUCUGCUGAUGAUUUAACAGGGUCGGAUACUUCAACUCCUCAGACAGGCUCUGGAGUGACUAAUCCGUCCGGGGUAAACUCGAGUCUCGAUGCUGAUUCUCCACAGCCCUCUACCUCACAUACGGACAAUCCUUCCUCUCCAGACCCGUCAGUAAGUUCCCCAGAGCCUUCCACUUCUAUAUUAAGUAAUUUAUUUAUAAUGGAGUGUCCAAAAUUUAACAAAAUCGAGAUUAGACACCGCUUCAAUUUUUCUGAGGCCUACACACUUGAUUCAUUCGCCGAAGUUUUAAUCAUAUACACGAGACCCUUCAACAAAUAUUAG
This is a messenger RNA of Erpetoichthys calabaricus (reedfish), 996 nucleotides long. RefSeq names its product putative protein TPRXL. Bases 1 to 996 code for a protein of 331 amino acids. The record is from RefSeq and is a predicted model, not a curated record. The transcript has a single exon. NCBI's taxonomy places the organism in Eukaryota, Metazoa, Chordata, Cladistia, Polypteriformes, Polypteridae.